Molecule: messenger RNA, 152 nt
Organism: Ambispora leptoticha
Lineage: Eukaryota; Fungi; Glomeromycota; Glomeromycetes; Archaeosporales; Ambisporaceae
Source: the annotation of a GenBank genome assembly
CCACUUGGUCUAUUAAGGAAGAAAUCUGUGAGGACAGAGCGAGAAAGCUAAAACCUGGGUACAAUUGUACAAAUCGGGCUUGUAUACCAGAAAUUGAUAAGGAAUACCAAACACUGAAAUUAGAAGUAUUACAGACCACAAGCCGCAACUAG